GUGAAACUCCCAUACAAGCAGACGCCCACCACUAGGGUUUUAGCCUCAUCUCUCGUGUGCUCUCCUCUUCCCAUACUCGCUCUGCUAUGGAAGAUGCGCCGCCGCCGCCGUCGCCGUCGCCGGCGGCCCCGCCUCCAGCGGCCGCGCAGCCCCCCUGCUGGAGCAACAUAGUGAAGGCCCAGCCUCAGGCGAAGGUUGAACCGCAGAGCAGCGCGGCCGCGACGGCGCAAAAGAUCUUCGUCGGCAGCUGCAACUCCUCGAGGGGCGUGUCCGUGGCGGUCGUGGACGCGAACGCCAUCAUCGAGGGCGGCGAGAAGCUUCGAGCCCUCGCCGACAGGUUCGUCUCCGUCCCCGAGGUCAUGGGCGAGGUCCGCGACCCCGUCUCGCGCCGCCGCCUCGAGUUCGUGCCGUUCUCUGUCGAGACCAUGGAGCCGAGCCCCGAAGCUCUGAAUAAAGUUAUAAAGUUCGCACGAGCAACUGGUGACUUGCAAACUCUUUCCGAUGUGGAUCUGAAACUCAUUGCGCUGACAUACAUGCUUGAGGCUCAAAUUCAUGGCAUUAACCAUCUGAGAGAUUGUCCACUGCCUGUACAUACAGUUAAUAUUAAGAGGCUUCCUGAGAAUGACAUGCCUGGAUGGGGAAAAAAUGUUUCUAAUCUGGAAGAGUGGGAAGCAUUAGAACAUGAAGCUGAGGAGAAAGCAAAUACUUCUUCGAGAAUUCUACCACUGAAAGACUUAAACCUGAACAUUAUUCCUGAAGACAGCCUUUCUAAAGAUGAUUCCGCUGGUGAUAAUCCCUCUGUGGAUCAUGAGAAUGCGGAGGGAAGUUCGACGAAACAUAGAAGAUUUCCCUCCAAGAAAAAAGAAAUUACAAUUGAAGGCAAGAAAAUGGUAGCAGAUGGAAUUGACGCUUCUCAGGGACAAGUUGACGAUGAUGCUGGUGAUUGGCUGCCUGCCGUCAGUAGAAGUACUCAUAGAAGAUAUCUUAGAAGAAAAGCUAGACGUGAACAUUUUGAGACGUUAUCCGAGAAAGAGAGUCAACAAGAUGCCGAGAAGGAUAUUGAUGACCACUGUAUUGACGAUAUCAAAGGCUCGGGAGGGCUAUCACACCAUUGUCCUGAAGAAGUGCUAUCUGCCAACGGAACUUCUGAGGAGAGUGAGAUCGUCAAAGGGGUGGAGGGCAGUGAGGAUCUUUCUUCUAUCUUGAAACAAAUGAGAUUGGAGGAAGAUUCAGCAUCAGCUCUUCGAGAAGAGAUAGAGCAUGACCUUUCUUCUUCAGUAAUGGAAUCUGACAAGGCGAUGUUAUCAGAAUUAACAUCUGCUGAUGCAGCUGAAGCUGAAGCUGUUGGCCGAGAUGAUGUUGAUAAUGCCAGUGAAGAAACAGAUCAAUUGGAGAACUCAAGCCAGACUAAUGAAAGCAAUGAUGCAUCUUAUUUAGAUGAUCAGAGUAGUGAACAGAGUUGGGUGCUGAGAUCUUUGUCGGAGUCCAGCGUAGCUUGCAUUACUGGUGAUUUUGCAAUGCAAAAUGUUAUUCUUCAGAUGGGCCUACGCCUGCUUGCUUCUGGGGGAAUGCAAAUACGCCAACUGCACAGGUGGAUACUGAAAUGCCAUGCUUGCUAUACUGUGACUGCUGAAAUUGGGAGAGUUUUCUGUCCAAAGUGUGGAAAUGGUGGAACCUUGCGUAAAGUUGCUGUCACGGUCAAUGAAAAUGGAGUUGUGUUGGCAGCCCGUCGACCACGUAUCACUUUACGUGGCACCAGAUUUUCGCUGCCAUUACCCCAAGGCGGAAGAGAUGCCAUUUCGAAGAACCUCAUUCUACGUGAAGAUCAGUUGCCACAGAAGUACCUCUAUCCUAAAACAAAGAAGAAGGCAAAUAAGGAGGGAGAUGACUUCUUCACUUCAGAUGAUGUGUUCUCCUACCAUAGUGAUAAGAGGAGUUCUUUUCAGCCUCCCGUAAGGAAGGCCUUGGCGGUUUUCAGCGGAAAGAGAAAUCCGAAUGACAACCACUUUUCCCGCUCUAGACGUAGAUAGAUCUUUUGGCAAUCUCUCUCUCCCUCUCUCUCCCUCGCCUGCUCGCGCGCCGGGGUGAAGGGGAAGGGGGUGGAAUUUUUGUUGCCUAAGUGUUUAAGCAUGCACCCCCAGGGUGAAGGGGAAGGGUGGAAUUUUUGUCGCUCAAGCGUUCUAGGUUUUGCUUCAAUAGAGAUACAAAUGCACCUGUUUUUAUUAAUUAUGAUGUGAAACAUAUCGGCAUUACGUUGAUUGAGUAUAAUUGUGUUUCGAUA
Molecule: messenger RNA, 2281 nt
Organism: Syzygium oleosum
Lineage: Eukaryota; Viridiplantae; Streptophyta; Magnoliopsida; Myrtales; Myrtaceae
Product: RNA-binding NOB1-like protein
Exons: 5
Coding region: 87-2030 (647 amino acids)
Biological process (GO): maturation of SSU-rRNA
Cellular component (GO): preribosome, small subunit precursor
Molecular function (GO): RNA endonuclease activity
Source: RefSeq, a predicted model, not a curated record